CUCCGAUUCGCCUUGUCAGAGUCUGAGCACUGUGAGAACGAGAGGAGGUCCAUGAAGUUUGGGAAAGUAGCGGAUGGAGAGGAAUGGGAGGGAGGAGUGCCGCCAGCCAAUUCUCUUUAAACUGGCUUAUACGGAUGGGGAACUUUAAAAGAAAGAAAGAAAGAAAACAUUAAAGUAAUUGGAGAUCGAUGUGUGUAAAUCACGAGACGUUCAAAGCCGCAGACUUUCCGUUGUUCAACGUGGCACGCAAAAGUUGCUGCGCAGCUGAAGCGAAUAUGGGACAAUUGCGGAGUGGGAGCGGACCGAGCCGCAGCUGCGCCGAUGGCAUGAGCACAAUAGCGCGAUCGGGGUCCCGGCGCCGCCGCUGAUCGGCCGCUCCGCGUCUUUGCCGCCCGCCUUGUUUUGCCUGGGAAGCGCAUGAGCUCCGUGCAGGACUGGGGGGAGGAGGUGGAGGAGGGGGCCAUAUACAAUGUAACUCUGAAGAGGGUCCAGAUCCAUCAGGCGGCCAACAAGGGAGCACGAUGGCUGGGGGUGGAUGGGGACCGGCUCCCCCCGGGCCACACGGUCAGCCAGCUGGAGACGUGUAAGAUCCGCAGCAUCCGGGCCGGCACGCUGGAGCGGCUGGUGGAGACGCUGCUUACGGCCUUCGGCGACAAUGACCUCACCUACACCAGCAUCUUCCUGUCCACUUACCGCGCCUUCGCCUGUACUGAGGGGGUGCUGCAGCUGCUGCUUGAUAAGUACGGAUACGGCAGCGUGGAGGACGAGGGAGAUGGAGACCAGCAACGGCCUGACACGAGGGCGGAAAUCCAGAACGUCCUGGCCUCCAUCCUGCGAGCCUGGCUGGACCAGUGUCCCGAGGACUUCCAGGAGCCGCCCUCGUACCCGAGCCUGCGCAGGGUCAUGGAGUUCCUGCAGAGGGCGCUGCCUGGCUCAGAAGCGCUACGUAGAGCGCAGAGUCUGCUGGAGGUGCUGCAGAGCCAGGCCAUCCUGGAGUCUGAGACUGACGGCGGUUUACAGGGUAACAGCCCCUUCUGCCUCGGGGAGGAAGAGGAAGAGGAAGAGGAGGCGCAGGACUUCCUGUCCUUUGGUACCGAUUUGGUGGCAGAGCAGUUGACUUACAUGGAUGCGCUUCUGUUCAAGAAGGUGGUUCCCCAUCACUGCCUGGGCUCCGUGUGGUCCCGACGCGACAAGAAGCAGAACAAGCAGAGUGCCCCCACCAUCCGAGCCACCAUCACGCAGUUCAACGCCGUGGCGGCCAGUGUGGUCAGCACCGUGCUCCGUCAGCGACACAUUCGCCCCCACCUGCGAGCUCGAGUCAUCCAGCACUGGAUCGACAUUGCCCAAGAGUGCAGAAUUCGCAAGAAUUUCUCCUCCCUGCGAGCCAUUAUCUCGGCACUGCAGUCCAAUCCCUUGUACCGCCUGAAGAGGGCGUGGUCCUGCGUGCACAAGGACAGCAUGCAGGUGUUUGAGGAACUUUCGGAUAUCUUCUCCGAUCACAACAACUACCUGACCAGCCGGGAGCUGCUGAUGCGGGAGGGCACCUCAAAGUUUGCCAGUCUGGAGAGCUGUGCUAAGGAGCACCAGAAACGAUCUCACAAGAGGCUGCAGCUUCAGAAAGAAAUGGGUGCCAUGCAGGGGACAAUCCCCUACCUGGGGACCUUCCUGACAGACCUGACCAUGCUGGACACGGCCCUGCCUGACCUGGUUGAGGGGGGUCUGAUCAACUUUGAGAAGAGGCGCAGGGAAUUUGAAGUCAUUGCGCAGAUCAAGCUGCUGCAGUCGGCCUGUAACAGCUACUCGCUGCACCCUGACCGCCGCUUCCUGCGCUGGUUCCACUGCCAGCCCCAGCUCACUGAAGAGGAGAGCUACACCCUGUCCUGUGAGAUCGAGGGAGUGGGAGAUUGCAGCCCUACCUCCCCAAAGGCGAGGAAGAGCAUGGUGAAGAGGCUGAGUCUGCUGUUUCUGGGAGCCGAAACUGGCAUGGCAAGCUCUCCUGUGAGGGAGAACCCUAGGUCGCCACCUGCUGGCAGCUCUGGGGAAAGCAUGGACUCGGUCAGCGUGUCCUCCAAUGACUCCAGCAGCCCGUCGGACAGCGAGGGCUUGACGCCCACACACAUGCCUAACAUGGCACAGAAGUUGUCAGAAUCCUCCUCCUGCUCCUCUCUGCACUCCAUGGACACGAUGUCGUCGUCAUCAGCCAGCAUCCCCCUGAUCCCGGCCUCCCCGACGCCGUCAGGCUGCUCCUGCUCCCACCGCCGCACCCCCUCCCUGACUCCUGCCUCCCCCUCGUCCCCCAGCCUGCCCCCCGCCUACAACACGCAGGCACAGGACGCCUGCAUCAUCCGCGUCAGCCUGGAGCAGGGCAACGGAAACAUGUACAAGAGCAUCAUGCUGACCAGCCAGGACAAAACCCCUGCAGUUAUCUCACGCGCCAUGACCAAGCACCACCUGGAGGGGGAGCCGGUGGACACCUACGAACUGGUGCAGGUCAUCUCUGAGGAAAGAGAGCUUGUGAUCCCGGACAACGCCAAUGUCUUUUACGCCAUGAACACGUCGGCCAACUUCGACUUCCUGCUGCGCAUGCGUGGCUCUGCCGGGCGCCCCGUCCAGCUGCGCAGCCGCUGCAGCUCCACCCUCCCGCGUGCGCAGCAGAGGACCAGCCUGUCGCUGAGACUCAGCAAGGUCACAUUGUGACACCCCUAUGGGGGGAUUGGGGGGGGGGGAAGCUUGGGAAGCAGAUCAUAGGGACAGACUGGACAUGAGGAGGAAGGGAGACUGGCCUCAGUCACCCCCCCCCCCCCCCCCCCCCCCCCCCCCCCCCCCGGACUUGUCGGCUGCUCUCCAUUGGCCCGUGUCCCCCAUGCCCCACCCCCUCACCAUGUAUGGGCAUACAGAUUGUUGCUACCAGUCCCACGUAUGCAGGAGAGUCUCUGUCCCACUGCAGUUCUUCGCUGUUCGGCCGCAGCUCUCCCCUCAUCUGCGUCGAAGACCGAGUCCCGGCCAGUACCGGGUUCCCCGGUUCCGGUCCUGGGGGGGGCAGUUUGCAGAUUCCCCUGUUCGGACACACCUACUAAAUCUGGCAAGUAACUGGUGAGCUAAGAUUUGUUUAAGCAGGGAACUCUGCUGGAUUCUGGCUCCCAGGACUGGAAGUGGGGAACCCUGCUAUAGGGAGAGGACCUUCGGGACGCCGUCGCCAUUGGUGAUGACAGAAACCAUUGUAUUCCGCCCCCCGGUCUUCUGUCAGGGCAUGCAUCUCUCAUACUGCGAGCUGUGUGACGAAUGCAGUACUACUACUGCAUUCUGAUUGGCUCCGGCUAGGGGGUGCAUCUCCAGGCCCUCGAGAGGCAUCAGUGGUGUUUUAGGGCCCGGGGCCCCGUGUCCCCUGGAGGCUCAGCCAGAGACCGGAAGCUGCGCUUGCUGACGGGUGGCUGUUGUCAAUGACUGUGAGGGAGGGGCUCACUGUGGAGUAGGGGGGCACCACAAUGUAGUGAUCAUUUACCUGUAUAACCUCUAUUCAGCACAAGGUUAAAUAUGUCUGUCUUUUGUAUGUGGGGGGAGGGAGGGGGGCUUUAUAAGAAAGUAUUUACUGUGGGAGGUACGGGAGGAUCUGUGAAUAGUUUUGUAUUCCCACCUGUUCGAUUUAUUAAAUUGUUUAAAAGUUAAACACAGACGUACAGGCCUAGAAAGUCACAGGAAAAGAGGGUGUCACCACGUUGGCUGCUGUUGUCAUGGAUACUGUGGUGUGUAUCCCAGAUUCACUUUGAUGUAGAAGAUGGUCCCCACUGUGCCAGUUUGAUGGCACCAGGGGCGGGGCUGUCUGUCUGUGGCCACCCCUUCAGCCCAGUUUCAUCCACACUGUCACCUGUCCCUCCCCCCUGGCUGCCCCCUGCCUGAUAGAUCCAUCUCGCUCCUAUCAGCCCCACGUGCUGUUGCUGCACCGUCGCUCACCCGCGUGACCGUCCCCUGCUUCACGUCAGCAAUGGCCGCCGCCUUUGUCACUUAAGUGCCUGUGGAAAAGUGUGUAAGACGAGUCAUGCUGUGCACCCAUAUCGCUCUGCAGCUGAAACGCCACCAGCAUCUACGAAUCGCCCCCCCCCCCCAGAUGUGGACUGACCUGCUGCACGUGCUGCUUGUUCCUCUGACACGUGCAUUUCGUUCACCUUACCAAUCCGCCCUCUACACUCUUGCCUGCCGCGUGCUAUCGCUGUGGGAUGGGUGAACAGUCACAAUAAGGGGUUUACAAGUGUGCACACAUUACAUUAAUGACGUGCACUCCUCUGCUUCUGGAUACGAUGAUGUGCUUGUGUGAAACGGUGGGCACAGGUGCGGUCAGCCCAGACUAAUGAUGUAUCUAUCAAUCUCGUAUCACACUGCACUUAUGGAAUUCCCCCUUCCUCACCAAAGAAUUCUGUACCAACAAAAGUAAAUAAAUAAUUUAUCACUAACUUCA
Paramormyrops kingsleyae is the source of this 4453-nucleotide messenger RNA. It is a transcript of the gene rgl1, whose product is annotated as ral guanine nucleotide dissociation stimulator-like 1. Gene Ontology annotation, biological process: Ras protein signal transduction. The record is from RefSeq and is a predicted model, not a curated record. Gene Ontology annotation, molecular function: guanyl-nucleotide exchange factor activity. Gene Ontology annotation, cellular component: plasma membrane. Lineage: Eukaryota; Metazoa; Chordata; Actinopteri; Osteoglossiformes; Mormyridae.